Molecule: messenger RNA, 531 nt
Organism: Pyricularia grisea
Lineage: Eukaryota; Fungi; Ascomycota; Sordariomycetes; Magnaporthales; Pyriculariaceae
Exons: 1
Coding region: 1-531 (176 amino acids)
Source: RefSeq, a predicted model, not a curated record
AUGAAGUUCUCCAUCAUCCUCGCCGCCGCCGCCACGGCCGUCGUCGCCCAGGACCUCUCUAAUUUCCCCUCCUGCGCCGUCGGAUGUAUCCAAAGUGCCAUUGCUUCUUCCGGCUGUGGCAGCGACGAGUCCUGCCAGUGCGGCUCGAAGAAGGCCGAAAUUAGCAACGCCGCUACUCCUUGCUUGCUCGAGAAGUGCACCAACUCUGACGACCUCUCCAAGGCUGCCACCGAAGGCAACAACCUAUGCAAGAACGUCACAACCACCACCCCGACCACCACUCACGCCGGCAACUCUUCGUCCCCUGCCACAACCAAGGCCGCCUCGACAACCGGCGUCAUCGUGUCGAACGGUACCACGUCCGCUGGCUCCCCCAACUCUACCGCCACCAGCACCGGUGGCAGCAGGUCCCCCAGCGGCACCAGCAGCGGCUCUCCUUCUGCCACCUCGGCUACUGGCUCUGGCGCCGCCGCCGUCACUGUCGGCGCCGGUGCUCUGCUUGCUCUUUUCGCUACCGUCAUUGCUUUGUAA